Messenger RNA from Soboliphyme baturini, 294 nucleotides. Lineage: Eukaryota; Metazoa; Nematoda; Enoplea; Dioctophymatida; Soboliphymatidae. The record is from the annotation of a GenBank genome assembly.
AUGCAGCGGAGAGACAUGAUCGAGGUGUUGGACGAAGAGCUUCAGGAGGGGUUCGUUCAAGCGGUACAGGGAUUGUCAGAAGCGAAUUCGGUUCACUUUGGACAGCAUUCCGUGAAAAAGGUUCAAAUUCGGGUCACGCAUACUUCUUCGCUGGAUGAUUACAUGCUGCAGAGAUGCAUAACGUUUCUGAAAACGUUCGGUUAUGACAGGAUCAUACAAGAAGAAAAAACCGCUCCUCUAUUUGAUAACGACGAAGGCGAAGUGUCUAAGGAGCACACCGAGGAAGUCUUCUGA